CUGAAAUUUAGAUAAUGCUGAAACUCGGUCUCGUCUCUGCUAUCCUCGUUGCGGUAGCCCUUCACGCGCAUGCCCAGGAAACGGCUACUGGUAGCACUCUAGAUGCAGCUAGUGAAGAAGACCAAUCAUUAUUCUCCAUCAUUAAAUAUCCAAUUGGAAUCCUGGCGGGUGCUCAGUAUAAGCUCGACUUUGAGGUUGUAAAAACCAAGAGUGACGCUGGGCCCGCUCGCUAUAAUGUCAAUGUCAGCGGCAAGUGCGAACAGUUUAUUCCAGAACCACGAACCUUCACUUAUACACACUUUGACGGGUAUAACGCAGACUCGUAUUCUAUGGAAAGCGGAGACAAUAGCAACCAAGGGGAGUUAGGUGUUCGUUCCUGGGUGACACAUACACAUACGACUUCAUAUAGAGAUUUGCGCAUGAAAUGCAAUGGCGCAUACUUGGCGGCAUAUAACGACAGUAAUGACCAGUAUACCAAGUCUGCCGAAUACUCAAGCCGUUCUGCACAUGAGCUGGUUAACCAGGGCCUGACUGCGUUCGAGGAUAACCCAAAUCCAACUAGCCAUAGCUGGUAUAGCUCAGGGUAUCGUAGUAAGGUGUCAAGCGCGACUGAUUACAGUACUUCUGACCCCACACCAACAGGAAACGAAUCGAGGGAGUCAGUGCUUGAGACCCUAGCGCCUCCUCACAAUACAGAUGAGCGCGUCACAAGCGGGGAUGAGGAAACUGAGGCAGCAUCGACAUCUAGUAUUGUCUGGACAACACUUCACUACCCUUUUGGCGUGAUGGCCAAUGCCGAUUACAGGCUCAGCAUUGAACUGGUCAAGACUAAGAGCGAUGUCGGGCCUGCUCGCUACAACAUUGACAUGCGCGGUACAUGCCCCGAAUCUACACCAGGGCCAUACACAUUUGUUGGUGAGGAUUUUCUACCCUGCUACCCACAUCCAGGUUGCUUGGCGACUAUGAGCAGCGGCGAGAAUGAAAAUCGGCCAAAGUACAGCUGGAUACUAUAUACCACUACAGCGACACCUGAUUACGUGGAUUUCGCAUGUGGUGGUGUGUAUGAAGCCGUGUACAGCGACAGCGUAACACAAUACACCAAGACUGUCGAGUUUGUGAGUCAAAUACCAUUUCGGGUUGCUCAGCUAGCAUAUACUGCGUUCGAAGACAACCCACGGCCGGAGUAUUAUCUGCCGUAUGAGGACGACGAUGAUGCAGGGUCGAGCGAAGAGGAGCUGGAUACCGUUGAGCUCAUGCCAGCCAGUGCUGAUGCGACCUCGCUUGUGCCCGAGACACCGACGCCUACACCUCAUAUCAACGAGUUGCAUAUCGAGCUCUGAUGAUGAAGCUGGGUAUAUUCAUAUUCACUCCUAGCCCUUAGAUAAGAGCUUCGUAGAAAACCACAUUUUGUCCCCGGUGGGACCAAACCCGUCUUGGGCCCAGCUGCAGGGCACCAGAAUCUUCCUUGUACCGGCUAGCCGGACGAGGCGACAUGGCGAGAGCAGCUGUGCAUGUACCCUGGUUUAAUUCACGAUCAAAUCAAUUGUGCGCUCAGUCUUUUGGUGACAAACUCCAGAUAU
Linderina pennispora is the source of this 1580-nucleotide messenger RNA. RefSeq lists its product as uncharacterized. The coding region runs from base 15 to 1340 and encodes 441 amino acids. The transcript has a single exon. NCBI's taxonomy places the organism in Eukaryota, Fungi, Kickxellomycota, Kickxellomycetes, Kickxellales, Kickxellaceae. The record is from RefSeq and is a predicted model, not a curated record.